GUAUUCCUUUCAAGACGAAGAAGACAUGUUCAUGGUGGUUGAUCUCUUACUCGGAGGCGAUCUGCGUUACCAUUUGCAACAGAACGUCCACUUUAACGAAGGAACUGUUAAGCUGUACAUUUGUGAGCUGGCACUUUCCCUGGAUUAUUUGCAGAGAUACCACAUCAUUCACAGGGACAUCAAACCUGACAACAUACUACUGGAUGAGCAUGGACAUGUUCAUAUCACUGACUUCAACAUAGCAACCAUAGUGAAAGGUUCAGAAAAAGCUUCUUCUAUGGCUGGCACAAAACCCUAUAUGGCUCCGGAAGUGUUCCAGGCCUUUAUGGAUGGAGGUCCAGGAUACUCGUACCCUGUAGACUGGUGGUCGCUAGGAAUUACAGCAUACGAAUUACUGAGGGGUUGGAGACCCUAUGAAAUUCAUUCAGCCACCCCCAUUGAUGAGAUACUCAACAUGUUCAAGAUAGAAAGAGUUCACUACUCAUCUGCAUGGUGCAAGGGCAUGAUAGCACUACUGAAAAAGCUCCUCACUAAGGACCCAGAGUGCCGUCUGUCAAGCCUUGCAGACAUCCAAAGCUCUCCAUACCUAACUGAUGUCAACUGGGAUGCUGUUCUAGAGAAAACUGUGACCCCAGGCUUUGUUCCUAAUAAAGGAAGACUGAACUGUGAUCCUACAUUUGAACUUGAAGAAAUGAUUUUAGAGUCCAAACCUCUCCAUAAAAAGAAAAAGCGACUUGCCAAAAACAAAUCCAAAGAGGGAGCUAAGGAAACCUGCCCACUGAACAUACACCUGCAGCAGUGCUUGGAAACCGUUAGGAAAGAAUUCAUCAUAUUCAACAGAGAGAAGUAA
Pelecanus crispus (Dalmatian pelican) is the source of this 850-nucleotide messenger RNA. Lineage: Eukaryota; Metazoa; Chordata; Aves; Pelecaniformes; Pelecanidae. The record is from RefSeq and is a predicted model, not a curated record.